AUGGCGGGACAGGCCUUCAAGCGAUCCUCGAGGCAGCCGCUUGCAAGACAUGGCCAACGAAUUCUGCUGGUGCUGAUCAUUGUCUCGAUCUUCAUUUUGAUCCAUAAGCUGUUUAUGACCAAAACUUACCAUCCUAUGGGAGGGGAAUUUCCCCGGAAGAUCUGGCAGACGUGGAAGACGGAGGCAGCUGGGCUCGAUCCCAAAGAUGCGGCUAGAGUCCGUACCUGGACUCGGAAAAAUCCAGAGUAUCGAUACGAGCUUCUCACCGAUGAGAACAGUCUGAGUUACGUUAGACAUCAUUUCGGAUCCACUGGCCUCAACCGACCCGACAUUGUCCAUGUCUUUGAAACACUAAACGCUAAAAUUAUCAAAGCGGACCUCCUCCGAUAUCUGGUGAUGUACGUUGAAGGCGGCCUCUAUGCUGAUAUUGAUGUGGAAUGUCUCAAGCCUAUCGAAUUCUUCGUUCCGAACCGAUACACUGAAGAGGAGAUUGACCUGGUGGUUGGAGUAGAAACCGACAUGCCAGACUUUAAGGACCAUCCUAUCUUAGGUCAAAAGGCUCAAUCGCUUGUUCAGUGGACUUUCAUGGGGAAACCAAGACUGCCAGUCAUGCUGAGGCUAAUUGAUAACAUCAUUCAUUGGCUGAAUCGAGUCUCGAAACAGCAGGGCAAACCCAUCUCCGAUAUCAAGUUAGAUUUCGACGAUGUACUCGUCGGCACAGGUCCGUCCGCCUUCACAGCGGCGAUUUUAACAGAGAUGUCGGUCCAGACUGGAAGACAGGUUACAUGGGACGAGUUCCAUGGCAUGCUGGACUCUAAGGUCGUCGCCGGUGUUCUUGUGCUGACUUCAGAAGCUUUUGCUGCUGGUACAGGGCACUCAGACUCUGGCACUCACUCGGGUAAGAGUGCCCUAGUUCAACAUCAUUUCCAUGCCUCAUCAUGGCCGACCAACCACCCGAGAUUCAAGCAUCCAAUCUAUGAUGAAGUGGAGAGGUGCAACUGGAACACAGAGUGUAUCAAGCUGUGGGAUUCAAAUACCGCAUUUUUCAAUUCCCUUGCUGAGGAAGAUCAACUUAAGCUGGUCGCCGCAAAGAAACUCGAGGAUAAGAAGCACCCACUCAGGGUCGAUGACCAAGGCUUGAUUGGCGUUAUGAGCCCCGUGGGUGGUGAUACUCACGCUGCAGCGGAAGAAAUGCCCGCGGACCAACACCCACUUCAGGAACCAGAGCAAGUCGGCGGCAGAGCGCCACCAGGAGAUCGCAGGCCUGGCCAUAGACAUGGCCAUCUGCAUCUACAUCUUCCCGGGCCUGAUACCUCAGAUGACAACCCUGUGGACUGA
Molecule: messenger RNA, 1338 nt
Organism: Exophiala bonariae
Lineage: Eukaryota; Fungi; Ascomycota; Eurotiomycetes; Chaetothyriales; Herpotrichiellaceae
Exons: 1
Coding region: 1-1338 (445 amino acids)
Biological process (GO): protein N-linked glycosylation
Cellular component (GO): mannan polymerase complex
Molecular function (GO): alpha-1,6-mannosyltransferase activity
Source: RefSeq, a predicted model, not a curated record